CAUCAACACUAACCCAUCAUCACACAUCAAAAUAACUUCAUAAUUCAGAGAUUCAAAAAAGGUUCAACAUGAGUGCUGCAACAAGAGCUUGGGUAGUAGCAUCAAGCAUAGGAGCAGUAGAGGCAUUAAAAGAUCAACUUGGUGUAUGUAGAUGGAACUAUGCUUUCAGAUCACUUCAUCAACAUGCUAAGAAUAAUAUCAGGUCAUAUACUCAGGCUAUGAAAUUGUCAUCUGCUUCUUCUGCUGCUGUUUCCAAUAAGGUGAAAAGAACUAAGGAAGAAUCUAUGAAGAAAGUUAUGGACUUGAAUUGUUGGGGUCCUAGUACUGCAAGGUUUUAAUAUUGUGGACUUUUAAGUUUUAAUUACUGCUGAUUUAUAAUGUUAUUGCAAUGUAAUAAUGUCAUAAUCCGUUAAUUAAGAAACAUUUUGGCAUUAUGCUGCAAGUUAGUUACUGCCUAUGUAUCUCCUUAUGUAUGUAGUUAAUCCAAAAUUUUGUUCAUGAAAUUUCUAUGAUGACCAUUGACCAAGACAAAAAAGAGAAUUGAGAUCUAGUUUUCAUAUUUUA
Trifolium pratense (red clover) is the source of this 564-nucleotide messenger RNA. RefSeq lists its product as uncharacterized. The record is from RefSeq and is a predicted model, not a curated record. Bases 69 to 338 code for a protein of 89 amino acids. NCBI's taxonomy places the organism in Eukaryota, Viridiplantae, Streptophyta, Magnoliopsida, Fabales, Fabaceae. The transcript has a single exon.